This is a messenger RNA of Theileria annulata, 2601 nucleotides long. RefSeq names its product phosphatidylglycerophosphate synthase, putative. The coding region runs from base 1 to 2601 and encodes 866 amino acids. Gene Ontology annotation, biological process: cardiolipin biosynthetic process. The record is from RefSeq and is a predicted model, not a curated record. The transcript is spliced from 5 exons. Gene Ontology annotation, cellular component: mitochondrion. Lineage: Eukaryota; Apicomplexa; Aconoidasida; Piroplasmida; Theileriidae. Gene Ontology annotation, molecular function: CDP-diacylglycerol-glycerol-3-phosphate 3-phosphatidyltransferase activity.
AUGGAGGAAGAUCUGGUUUUGGAAUACAUUACAGAAUCCAAAAAUCUGUCGUUUUUAUACGACCCGAAGUCGUACUACAAUCAGUUAUGUAGUAUGAUAAGAAAUGCCAAGGAAACUGUAGUGAUUUCGUGUUUAUAUAUAGGAACCCUGCCACUGGAGCAAGAUUUUGUCAACUGCAUAUUUGAAGCAAAGGAAAACAACCCAAAUUUAGUAGUAGAACUACUCUUGGAUAAACAAAGAUCUAUGAGAAAAGAAAAUACAGGAAAAUGUAUCCUGGAUUUAAUCAAACCACUGUUGAGUCAAAACAACGUCAGCCUACGACUGUACCACUCACCACUAUGUGACCCACUGUUGAACGGUAUAUUGAAACCACCGUACUCAGAAAUAUUGGGAACACUACAUAUGAAGAUUUAUGUAGCAGAUAGCGUUACAGUAAUCAGCGGAGCCAACUGCUCAACGCCAUAUUUCACUAACAGAAUGGAUAGAUAUAUGAUUAUUAACGACCAACUGUUCGCGAAUUUAAUGCAUACCAUAGUUAAGACAGUAGGGACAAUGGCAUAUAAAACCACAGAGAAUUUAGAGUUCGUAUGGGAUUCUGACCUAAUUAACCCACUAGAUGACUCAUUCCUGUUCAAGAAACAAAUCUAUAGACGUUUCGUGACGAUGAUCAAGAUGUGCAACGACGCUUUGGAACCCAUUUUAAUGGCAAAAGUGUUCGCAAACAUAAGUUCUGAACAGAAGAAGUCAAAGAGUUCGAAAAUUUUUAACAAGUUGGUUCAACGUAGGAAAUCUAUAACUUCAUCAGGUAGCGGAUUAAGCAGCCAGAGUGUAUCACACGAAAAUUUUGAUUUCUCCAACAGAGACAGCUUUGAUUAUUAUACACCAAGAGAUGCAAACGAGAAUGAAUCUUUGGAGGAGCCUUGUAUCAAAGAAUCACUCAGCGGCCUGUACUCAUUAACGCCAAGAUCAUACCUGACCCUGUCAAAAAAUAGUAGCAUUAAUAGUUGGAGGUAUAUGAAUGGAAGCGCAAAAAGUGGUAGAAACCUAAAUGGAGUUAAAACGAUGAGACAUAACGGGAAACAUGAAUACUGCUCAAUUUGCAAUAACUAUACAGGAACAGUACUCGAUGAUAUAGACCAUACUCCAUAUCGCAUUAUGAGACGUUACCCACCAAUGGAAGGUUUCACAAGAUUUAUGAUUUUCUUCCAACUGGGAUUCACAGACCCGCCAUUCAGACAAGACGAGGAACUGUGCAAAGACCUCAUGAUCAAGUUUCGUAAAUCAGGACAUUCAUUGGUAUUGGCAACGUCAUACCUAAAUUUUACGAAAGAAUACUCAGAUUUAGUAACAUAUAUGUUGAAUUGUAAAAGCUCAGAAAAUAUGGGAUCCUUUUACGUUUUAACCUCAUCGCCAACAGCAAACGAUUUCCACAAUUGUAGUGAUUCAAAGAAAAUCAUUCCGAAACUUUAUUGUCACUAUCAGAACCUACUUUUAGAUUAUGUGUUUAAGAGGAGUCCUAGGGAUUACAAAGAUAAGGAAGAAGAAGAAAAUGAUUCUUUUUAUUACGAGUACCAUAACCCAGGAUAUACAUUCCAUCACAAAGGAAUAUGGGCUUUCCAAGGAGAACUACCAAAAAACGCCAAAGAACUUACAUUUGAAGAGUUUAAGAAGAAUAUUAAAGGGCCAUGCGCAAUGUUAAUUGGAAGCUCAAACCUAUCUAGAAGGUCACACAACAAGGACCUGGAGAUGAAUAUACUUGUGGAAACUAACUCAGUUAGCGUGUUGGAUCCAAUCAAAUACGAAAUCUACGCCUUGUUUUCAAACGCAACUCCAGUCCAAAAAAGAAAUUUAUGUAACAAAUGGUGCAAGAAAGUUAUGAUUUAUGUGUUUCACCUGUUGCUAGUAUAUGUGUAUAAAUUUCAGGCGGAAACAGUUUCUUUAAAUUUCAAAAACAUCUGUUUUAUUUAUUUUAAUAAUACUAGUCCCGAGACUUAUCAACUGAAAGCAACAAGUAGCGAAAUAGUUGAUUUCAGUGUUAUAGAAUCACCUUCUGAUCACAUAAUUGAUGAACGAUUUUUCAAUAUAAGUGAAAACCCAAAAUAUAAUAGAAAAAAUAAAGAAAAUUUAGAUAAACUUAAAUGGGCAACCUUUGAAGCAAGAAGAUUUACAUACAAAUUGGGAAAAUUUAAUAAAAAACUAAGAAAGGUCAAGAACAGGAGGAAGCUUAUAUAUAGUAAUUUCGAUGUCGAUGAAAAUGAACUAAAGAAGAUUAAUAUCGAAUCUAGAGAUAUAAACAAGUCAAUACAGACUUUUAGAGCUCUAAGAAAAUCAUUUUUAAAUUUUAUAAGAGGUUUGAGAUUAAACAAUAAUCCAGAAGUGCCGUAUGUGCCAGUAAGUCUAAGAAGUGAUAAAAUUAGUGAUAAAUACUAUCAAUUGGCCAAUAAACCUAAUUUAAAAAGAUCUAAACGUAUUGGUGACAAUAAAGGAGUGAAAAAUAAGACUAAAAUCAAGAGAGAUAAAUCAGGUGUAGAAAAAAAACAUAAGGACAAUGAAAACUUAGAAUUCUUGAGAUUAUUAGAAGAAAUAAAAGCUAGAAGGUAA